This is a messenger RNA of Amoebophrya sp. A25, 2877 nucleotides long. Lineage: Eukaryota; Dinophyceae; Syndiniales; Amoebophryaceae. The record is from the annotation of a GenBank genome assembly.
AUGGGUCUGGAGAUGUUCCACAAGACCCUGGAUACUGGCAUGGCAGGCGAUCAAUGCGGGAUCAUGCUUAAGUUAAGGCCACAAGCACAAGAUCCCUUGAAGAUGAGCAUAUUAGUAUUUAUAGGGUAAACAACUUUGCUUAAAUCCUUAAGGCUCUUCCUUAAGUGCCUUGCUUAAGAAAAUUGAUUUCCGUAAAGAAUUCCUAUUACAAAAAGCUGCGAUAACCUUCCCUAAGGCAAAAAAUGCUCCUUCAGAGGGGACGGAGGGCCCCUCAAGGAACAGCUCCUGCUAUAAAAUUAGGCUGAUAAUAGACCCUCCCUCAAUGGCCAGCGCCACCUCAUAAGGGCCUUAGCUUGCUAGCUUAGCCAUGGCCAGCCUGGUUGCUAGCAGCUGCUUAGCCCUAGCUAGCUGGCUUGCAGCUUGCCCCUUACCCGCAGCUAACUGGCUAGGCUAGCCGUAGCUAGCCUGCUAGCUGCUUCGCCAUAACUAGCCUGCUAGCUGCUUAGCCAUAGUUAGCAAGGUAGCUGCUUGGCCAUAGCUAUAUAGCUAGCUGCUUAGCCAGAGCUAGAUAGCAUGGUAGCUGCUUGGCCAUAGCUAUAUAGCUAGCUGCUUAGCCAUAGCUAGCUUGCUGGUUGCUUAGGCGGAGCUAGGUUGCUAGCUGCUGCGCCAUAGCUAGCGAGCUUACUAGGUAGCUGCUCGGCCUUGUGUAGCUAGGGCUAGCAAGCUAGCCCCUUGGCCAUGAUUUAGCUGCUUGGCCAUAGCUAGCCACUAGCUGCUUGGCCAUAGCUAGCUUGGUAGCUGCUUCCUUUGCGAGACCGAAUACAGCAGCUGCUUUCUUAGCCAUGGCCACUCCAGCUCGCUAGCUUAGCCACAGCCAGCUUGCUACCUUAGCCACAAGACAGCAACAGCCAGCCCGCUUGUUUAGCCAUGAGGAGCGUCCACGAUAGUCAUAGUCCAUUCUGAACCAGCCGCGCGUCGCUAGCUAGCUUGGUGACUCAGGGGCUUGCGUCGUACUAACUAGUCUUAUCUGUCUAGUUGCUAACCUACGGCGCCCAGUGCAGCGGGCCCUUGUUGGGCCCGCUUUCUGGGCGUGCACGUAUUUAAUAGAAAGAUCCAACGAGAAAAAUCAAGUAGAAAAAUGCUGAACAAUUAUGCUACAUUGAAAGUACUAAGUGCCUUGACAAGAAAAAUCAAGAACGAUUCUAUGCUACAACAUUGAAAGUACUAAGUACCUCUACCUUGAUCGUCCCUUGUAGUCUGCUUCCAGCAGUGGUAGCUAGGAGCGUUACUGUAGCGACACACGAGAUGACAUAGAUUCCACAAACAUUCAAACACGUAUCAUCUUCUUUUCUGAAGUAGAAGAUUCACAGCUGCUGCUCUAAGUCGAGGCGUAAAGCGAGGGGACAUUCACAGAGGACAGGUGUUGGCGAAACCUGGAAGAGCACAAGUCUACACUAGUUUCGACGCGGACCUGUACGUCCUGAAAACAGAGGAAGGAGGAAGAAAAAAGCCCUUCUUCACGAAAUAUCGCCCACAAGCGUUUAUCCGGACAGGUAUUCGAAUUGGACAUUGGUUUUAUGAAGAUGUUGUUCUUUUGUUUUUGACCUCACCGGGCACACACGCGUUUAUUCUUUCAUCAGGAGUCCUCCUGCUAGACCUUGCUUAGCUGGUAGUACAACUGGUCGAUAGGAUAAUAUUAUGGAUUGGUACUAACUGUAAGUGUAACCUCCUACUUGUAAGUACGCCCUCACUCGAUUUCGAUUGUAGAACGUAAUAAGAAAAACCGUCCAGAACUCAGUGCUAUCGUACCAAUACGAAGGAUUAUCCCGAUCAAUCCAGGUACUUGUACGGGUGACGUGAUUCUGCCUGAUAACGUGGAAAUGGCGAUGCCGGGUGACCGGGUCAAGGUCAAAAUCAAUCUCGAAAAGGCUUUCGCGCUUGAUUAAGGCUUUCGGUUCUUCGCGAAUACAUUUUUCAGAAAAGGCUCUCAUUUCUCUUUUUGAGCUAAUAAAUAGACUUACACAGGUAAUACAUAGUCAUCAAACAGCCAAUAGAUACGAGUUCAACUACAUCAAGUGAAUGGAGUAGGCAUCAACAUACCUAAAGGAAUAGCAGCUCAUGAUCUUAUCUUCUUCCUCUAACCUACAGAGGGACUUCGAUUUGCUCUCCGUGAAGGCGGGCUCACUGUUGCAAGCGGUAUCGUUACCAAAUGCGGCGAGUAGAACCCAGUGACGCAUGAGGUCCCUUCUGAGUAGAAGUUGUCAUCAAUGAAGUUCCCAUAUUCACUGUCACUAGGGAUGCAAUUGCAUGGUAGACGUAGCUCAACGAACAGCAACUAGGGAUGUGAGAAGAUUAUAUUCACACUGUGAAUUAUGUUGACGGGGGAAUGAUCAGCAUAAAUCCUGAUGACUGACUUUUGAAUGAUAGAAUAAUCACUAUGACUGACUUGUCAUCUACAGUCGAAUGGCUCUUGUACCUGAAUCGGAAAAGCUGACUUGUACCUAUCAGAUAGAAGAAAUGGCUCACCUCUGACUGGCUGCAGAAUGGAUAUGGAAUAGAAAUGAAUUCUUAUAACUUUUAUUCAUGUUUCUGCUCCUGGUCGUUUCAUAUACCAAAAAUGUGGUCUCCUUGACCCUGUCGCCUGGUGGAGCUAGAAGAACACAUGAUCCUAAGCAUGGUAAGCCAGGUCUCCUGAGAGUGAAACUUCGUGAAAGUGAAACUCAUCCUACACCUAAACAUACUCGCCUGAAACCCAAGCCCUUAAACGUAGUCACUGCGAAAAGAACGAAUGCUCUAGAGCUUACCUUUUCUUUAUCGUUCUUGCUCUCUGAGCAGGACUGCAAGAACGCAGUACAACUUUAUCGCGGUCUUAUGAAG